UGUCAAUGAUUCAGUUCCGGUUCUAGUAAACACGCUGUGUGUCUGUGCAUUCAUAGAUACUUUACCCCACUGGGGGUUUUGUAGGUUUUCCAGGUGUUAUCAUUACUGCGUGUAUUAUCGGUUCAGCAGCGACUGGAACAAACACCGAAUUUCGUGCCGUAAACGCAGCGGGCUGUGGCGCCGCUCAGCCUAGCUACCCGCAGAGCCGUCCCUGUGGUCCGGAAGGUGCAGAUAAAUGAUUUCGCCCCUGACGUAGCCUGAUAUCUGGACCGGGGGGUCUCCCCGCCGUCAGCAUGCUGGCUCAGGGGGUCGGACGCUGCUUGCUGCCGCCGCGUUCACGUCCAGCCGGGAGCAGCAGAGGACUCUGCAGCGCCGCAGCCGCCGAUGCCUUGGACCGGGUCCGGGCGCUGCUGCAGCUCUGCGCCGACAGACACUACAUCUGUCCCGGAGAGAGCAACGCGGAGAUGUUCCGGAGAGGCUGGAGCUGCGGCUACGGACCGCUGGGCGUGGAGCUGAGGAGAAACCUGCUGCAGCAGUGGUGGCACUCAAUGAGCGGCUCCAGGGCGCGGGUGUUCGCCGUGGACACUCCGAGCAGCAGCGUGGAGAGAGGAGCUGGUGGAGCCCGGGUGGUUGGAUCCGAGCUUUUCCAGCAGAUACUCGGUCAACCCGAGCUGAGCGGAGAGCGGCUCGCCCAGGAGCUGAGGAGGCUGCUGCUGAGCGCUCCAUCUCUGAGGCCAAGCCUGCUUCAAGGUGCCUUGGAGCAGUUUGUGCCCUCACUGGAGAUGGUGAACAGAAAACUCCCGUUCGGCCUGGCUGAGGCAGGUCUGUGCUUCCAGCCUUCAGAUGGCUCCGGUUGCUUGGCUGAGGUCAACCAGACGUCUCUGGUUUGGUUCUGCUCUCCUCGCACCUCUUCCCAGUGGCUGGAUCACUGGGCACGUCACAGGCUGAAGUGGUGGAGGAAGUUUGCCCUGUCCCCCUCUGACUUCAGCAGCGUUGAGGUGCCUGAGCAUGAGCUCGAAGAGAACACGUCUCGGGGGAUGAAGAUCUUGUACAAUUUCCCGUGGGGCCUGGAAUCCCUGGAGACACUGUGGUGUCGAGGAGACGCAGAACUGCUUAAGGCAUAUAAGGGGGUCCGCAGCAAACUGCAGAGUCGAGACGGUCGAAAGUCCAUUCCUCAUGUUGUCUCUGUGAGCGGCAACAUGGACCGCGGCGUGAUGGCGUUCCUGUCCAACUCACUCCAGCUGCUCAGGAGAGAAGACAGCAAGAAGAGGCUGCAACACAGAAAGGUUCUAAAGAUACAUCCAGUGUUGGCUCCUGUCAAAGUGGCUUUAGACACUGGGAAGGGAGCCACAAUGGAACUGAGGCAGGUCUGUGAGGGCCUUCUACAGGAGUUCCUGGAAGCCAGGAUUUCUGCAUGGCCGGGGUAUCUUGACACGCUGCCAACAUCAUUAGAGCAUCUGAAUGCCAAAUACGAUGAGAUGGGAGUUCUCUUCACUGUGGUGAUCGGUGAGAACACACUGGAGAGCGGCCUCCUGCAAGUCCGCAGCAGAGACACAACCAUCAAAGAGACCAUGCACAUUUCCGAAAUUAGGAACUUUGUUUUUAAAUAUAUUUCUGCUGCUGAGAAAUUCUGAAGAAGUAAGUCAACCAUAAAGGACUUUCAUCCCAGCAAAGCACUCAGCCCCACAGAUAAGUCUCCUAUAACAAGACUGGGAGAAUUGUGAAGUUGUGGGUUAAUGAUUCUCAGUCAUGGACUCUUCUAAAAAGGCUAAGAGAAGCUAAGAGCUUUGGAAGUAUGGUGUGCUUUGUUUUCAGUAGGUAAUUCCUCUUAGUCCUUUUAACACAAAGCUGAAUAAAAAAGCAAUGCUUCAAUUCAGGCAGACCUCCAAAGGCAGCUGUUCUAUCAUAUCCGUGUUUGAUAACAAGAUGGUUCAUUAAUACGUCAUCUGUUCAAGUUGAUUGAUUUGUUAUCACAAAGGGAGUUUCAAUGAACAGAUGAGCUGUUAAGUCAGACAAAUUGCAAAACAAUAAAUGACCUUACAUUAAUAUGGUUACAUUACACAGUGUGGUUUGACCUGUUUACCUACGACUGCUAUGGUGGAUUAUUUUUUAUUCACAAUAAAAACCGUCCGUCCGUC
Fundulus heteroclitus (mummichog) is the source of this 2138-nucleotide messenger RNA. It is a transcript of the gene polg2, whose product is annotated as polymerase (DNA directed), gamma 2, accessory subunit. Gene Ontology annotation, biological process: mitochondrial DNA replication. NCBI's taxonomy places the organism in Eukaryota, Metazoa, Chordata, Actinopteri, Cyprinodontiformes, Fundulidae. Gene Ontology annotation, cellular component: mitochondrion; cytoplasm. The record is from RefSeq and is a predicted model, not a curated record. The coding region runs from base 294 to 1634 and encodes 446 amino acids. The transcript has 8 exons.